This is a messenger RNA of Talaromyces marneffei, 915 nucleotides long. RefSeq lists its product as uncharacterized. Bases 1 to 915 code for a protein of 304 amino acids. The transcript has 5 exons. Gene Ontology annotation, biological process: Golgi organization. Lineage: Eukaryota; Fungi; Ascomycota; Eurotiomycetes; Eurotiales; Trichocomaceae. The record is from RefSeq and is a predicted model, not a curated record. Gene Ontology annotation, cellular component: membrane; endoplasmic reticulum; endoplasmic reticulum-Golgi intermediate compartment.
AUGGCGCAAAUACGCGGUACUGCGGGCUACAAUCUCGGCCACCAGAGUCCCUUUGCUGCCGGCCCAGGCAGACAAGACGCUACCAGCGACCCUAGUCCAUUGGAGACAAUUCGUGAGCAAACCAGUAAAAUCGAGGACUGGUUGGAUACUCUCUCCGAUCCCAUCAAACCAUAUAUUCCUGCCAUUGGCCGUUUUCUCAUCGUCGUUACCUUCCUCGAGGAUUCACUCCGUAUCGUCACGCAAUGGGGCGAUCAACUCAUGUUUCUCCGGGAUUACCGUCACAUCCCCUGGGGUAUCACGCAUCUCUUCCUCAUCCUCAAUGUCCUCGUCAUGCUCUCCGCUUCAGUCAUGGUCAUCGCCCGCAGGCACAGUGAAUACGCAGUAGGUGGAUUGUUAGGUGUGGUCGUCACGCAAGCUCUCGGAUACGGUCUCCUCUUCGACAUCAAUUUCUUCCUCCGCAACCUCAGCGUUAUUGGCGGUUUGUUGCUCGUCAUUUCCGAUUCAUGGGUGCGUAAGAAGUACAUGCCCGCUGGUCUGCCGCAGCUCGACGAGAAGGAUCGCAAGAUGUACGUGCAACUCGCUGGCCGGGUGCUGUUGAUCUUGCUCUUCAUUGGGUUUAUUCUUGCUGGCAAAUGGACUUUCUGGCGCGUGCUGGUCAGUCUGAUUGGAUUCGUUGCUUGUGUGAUGGUCGUUGUUGGUUUCAAGGCCAAGAUGAGCGCUGUGAUCUUGGUCAUCUUGUUGAGUGUGUUCAACGUGUUGGUCAACAACUUCUGGACGCUCAAACCCCAUCAUCCCAACAAGGACUUUGCCAAGUACGACUUUUUCCAGGUUUUGUCCAUUGUUGGUGGUCUCCUCCUCCUCGUCAACAUGGGCCCCGGUCAAUUCAGCGUCGACGAGAAGAAGAAAGUCUACUAA